Messenger RNA from Fulvia fulva, 564 nucleotides. Its product is annotated as Regulator of ribosome biosynthesis. NCBI's taxonomy places the organism in Eukaryota, Fungi, Ascomycota, Dothideomycetes, Mycosphaerellales, Mycosphaerellaceae. Gene Ontology annotation, molecular function: protein binding. Bases 1 to 564 code for a protein of 187 amino acids. Gene Ontology annotation, cellular component: preribosome, large subunit precursor; nucleolus; nucleus. Gene Ontology annotation, biological process: ribosome biogenesis; ribosomal large subunit biogenesis; endonucleolytic cleavage in ITS1 to separate SSU-rRNA from 5.8S rRNA and LSU-rRNA from tricistronic rRNA transcript (SSU-rRNA, 5.8S rRNA, LSU-rRNA). The transcript has a single exon. The record is from RefSeq and is a predicted model, not a curated record.
AUGGCAGACACAAAAGCGCAACCCUACGUCUUCGAUCUGGGCCACAUGCUCGUCACCGACCCAAACCCAGUCCCAUCUUACACCGACAGCACCAAAGAAGCCGUCCUCACCUCAACCGCCAAGGACUGCGCACAAGCCCUCAUAAACCAACUCCUCACAGCCUGCCCCAUCUCCAAAGCCGACGAUGGCGCCUUCCAAAUAACUCUGCCCGCACCCGAAACACACCUUCCCCGCGAGAAGCCCGUACCGAAGGAGAAGGAGAAGACGAAAUGGGAGAAGUUCGCCGAGAAGAAGGGUAUCAAGGGCAAGCGAAAGGAUGGCAAGUUGCAGUACGACGAAGUGAAGGGUGACUGGGUGCCCAAGUAUGGGUACAAGGGCAAGAGUGCUGCUGGUGGAGUGGAAGCGGAUUGGAUUAUGGAGGUUGAUGAGAAGGCGGAGAGGAAGAAGGCGGAGGAGGAGGAGAGUCAGAAGAGGCCGGGAAAGCCGAGUUAUCAGAAGAAGAAUCCUAAUGGUGGUGAUGUGGAGAGGAGGGAUAGGAAGUUGAAGGCGAGGAAGGGGAAAUGA